Messenger RNA from Haliotis rufescens (red abalone), 2740 nucleotides. Its product is annotated as myosin heavy chain, striated muscle-like. The record is from RefSeq and is a predicted model, not a curated record. The transcript has 26 exons. NCBI's taxonomy places the organism in Eukaryota, Metazoa, Mollusca, Gastropoda, Lepetellida, Haliotidae. The coding region runs from base 68 to 2557 and encodes 829 amino acids.
GACAACAAAAUAGUUUACAUAUGGCGACCGAGGCGUUCUGAAAGAACCGUAACGCAGUUACUUCAAAAUGUCAUCUCAAACAGAAGUGCCGGGGGUAAAUAAUGCCGUGGAGAAGCUUCAGGAACUUGGAGAUCGAAUGAGAUCAGAACAAUUUGGAUUUCUUAACAGUGAUGUUAGCAAUAUAGAUAAAGUUAUUGAAGCACUUCAUGAGCUGGAACAAGAGCGCAAACAGCUUCAUGAUGAACUGGAGACAGAAACUAUCAAAGCCAGUGUUAAUCGUCACAAGUUACAAUUCCUGCCUGCUGAAAUCAAAGAAGAAAUUAUGGUUGCGGUCAACUCUGCCCGUCAGUCCAAUGCGAAAGCCCAACAGGAACUGCAGGACAAGCUGGACAACAUCAACACGAACAUCGUGUAUCAGGGCGAGCGCCAACGGGAGCUGGAGAAGGAAAACUCCAUAUUGCACCCCGAGAGAGAGUUGGUUCGUCAGCAGCAUGAGGAAAUCAUCUCACAGCUGAACCAGAGGAUGGCAGAGAAAGCCAGCAUGCAGAUUGCUUUGAAUGAGACCAGAGACAAAGUUCGCCAGGCCAAUCAGAAUAUCGUGGACCUGGAGGACGGGAUCCUGCAGCUGAAGGAGGACCUGAUCCAGGAGAGGACGGAGGCCAGACACGAGAAGAAGAGACUGAAGAGAGCCGUGGCUGACACAACAGAGAAGACCAGGGACCAGCGAGAACACAACAUGGGCAAAAAGAAAGAACUGGACGUGUACCAUGAGCUGCUGUUUGACAGUGAGGGGAAGCUGGACGCACUCAGGAAGAGUAUUCGUCGGUUUGAGACGACCAAGUCCCGCCUGGAGGAGGAGGAGAACAACCUCAGCACCCGACUGUCCAAGCAGAUGAAGACAAACAAGGCGCUGCAGGCCAAGGGGGAGAAGAUUGUUAAGGACAGUGAGGAGGAGCAGAAGGGGUUUGCUGAAGAUGAGAAGAAACUAGCGAGCAAGAUAGAGCAGUUUGACGGAGAGGUUGGGGAAGAAGCAGAGAGACUGAAGGAGCUGGAGAUGGAGAAGAUGGACCUACAAGCUAACCUGAGGGAGAAACAAGCAAAGGGGAAAGCAGACGCAGCCCGGGUUGGAGAACUGGAUAUACUAUUACAGACAGCAAAGCAAAACUUGGCCCUGAAAGCUGAGGAGGUCGGUCGCAUGCAGGCGGAGAACAUAGACAUGACCGAGGAGAUGGAGACACUGGGAGAAUCUCACAAGGCCGUGGUGGCGCAGCUCAGCAAGCAGCUCGAGGAGUUCAGGGAGAUGCUCAACAACGAGAAGAAGGACAGGUUGAACAUGCAGGGCCAGAAGGACAAUGUACAGAAGGACCUGGAAGACUUCAAGACAGAACAGCAGCGAUUCAUGCAGUCUGUCAACCAGAAGAUCCAGGAGGGCAAGACCAAACAUGUGGCGCUUGCUAACGAGGGUGCCCAGAUUCAGAAGGACAUACGGAAAGAUGAGGAGGAGAUUCACAAAAUGCAAGCGGAACUGGGCACGCUGGAAGCGAAGUAUAAAGACAUGUUCUCAGCCAUGCAUGCAAAGAAAACAACAAUGGAGACACCAGCACAGUUCUAUGAAGAAGGCAAGGACCUGAGGGAAGAGAUAGUUUCCAUGGAGACAGACCAAGUGAACAAGUCCAAGGAAGUGAGUGAGAAGAUGCCAGUGUUUCAGCAGCUGGAGGUGACGUUUGAGGAGAGGUCAGAGGGCUACGACAAGAUGAAGAAGGACGUUGUUGCCUUUAAGAACAAGAAGAUGAGCUUAGAAGAUGCAAUAGUGAAGAGCAAGCGAGACAAAGAGGACAUGGGGGCCCCCCAGAUGAAGCUGCGGGAAGACCUGAAGCAGCUGCGGGCGGAGUUCCUGACGCAGAUGAAGACUCACUGCCAGCUGAUGCAGGGCACCGAGGAACAGAUCUACCGGGAGGGCAGCAAGCUGAAGAAAGUCAUGGAGGAAAACCACAGGUUUCAGGAGAGUUGCAAGAAGCUGGAGGCUGACAUUGUGGACAUCCAGUCUCAGAUGGAGAUCAACGAGGAGGCCACAGUGCGGCUACAGAAAGAACUUGUCCAGUCUAAAGAGGCCCUGGUGAACAGCUGGGAGGCAGACAAGACCAUGCAGGAGUUGUUUGCUGACCGAGACAAGGACACAGUCGAAGCGUUCGGACGUCUGCUGGAGAAGACCGAGAACCGAGAGACCACCAUCUCCGACGUGACAGGGCGACUGACUGACGAGCUCAGCGUUCUGGCCAACUUCCUGGACAAUGUGUCCAGCCGCCGACCGCGAGGAAAACAGCGAGUCUCCAGAAACGAGAAGUGGCCAGCGACCAAGCAAAUCCUCCGCCCGGAGACCCGCGACGGGCAGCACACACCGAGCUCGCAGCGCAGUCGAAGCAGUAGCCGCUGCAAACCACGCGUCACCUGGGACACCUCACCCCCCGAGUCUCGACCUGAGAGCCAGUCGCCAGUCAAACACAGAGAAAAGUCUGACCUCUCGACCAACCACGUCCGGGUCAAGACCUGCCUCUAAGAGCAUGACCGACAUCAGAACCCCACGGUCUACCAGGGCUGUGGCAACACCCAAGUCCUCCAAGUCAUGAACACUUUUAUGUGUAUACUGAAGCCAAGCUGUGAUGUACUAUAUAAUAUUAUAAGAUUUUAAUUGUGUUGCUUUGUUGCCAAUAUUUGAUAUUAAUACAUCAUGCCACUACUA